Messenger RNA from Paramecium sonneborni, 685 nucleotides. Lineage: Eukaryota; Ciliophora; Oligohymenophorea; Peniculida; Parameciidae. The record is from the annotation of a GenBank genome assembly.
AUGUAAUCAUAUAAUCCUGCUGUCUCUCAUAAAAGAAAAGAAAGAGAUAUUGCUAAACUAAUGAUGUCUAAUUAUCAUGUAGAAUAAUGUGCUUAAAACCCAUACAAUUUUAAAGUCAAUAUCAAUGGGUAAUAUAAUAAAUGCAAUAAUUAUAAAGUCCUUCUGAUUCCCUCUAUGCUGGUGGAGUCUAUACAAUAAAUGUUUUACUACCAGAACAAUAUCCUUAUAAAUCUCCAAGUAUUGGUUUCCUUACUAAGAUAUUCCAUCCAAAUAUUGAUGAAGCGUACACUCUAUUAUCAAUUAUCUUAGUUCUGGUUCUGUUUGUCUUGAUGUUAUCAAUUAAGCAUGGUCACCUAUGUAUGAUCUCAUGAACGUUUUUGAAGUCUUCUUACCUUAAUUACUUAAUUACCCUAAUCCUAGUGAUCCACUUAAUCCAGAUGCUGCAAGUCUAUUUAUUAGAGAUAAAUUAAGGUAUUCUAUUUCAUUUCUUCCUAGAUAUGAAAAGAAAGUUAAGGACAUGGUUCUUAAAUAUGCUACCAAACACAACUAGGAAGUUUAAAAUAUAGAAAUUAUAAAAGAAUCUAAAUAAGAUGAUGAAGAUAAUGUUUCACUAAUCUCCCUAGAUGAUGUGUCCCAACUAUCAGAACACUCCUAUGGACAUGCUGAAAUUCAUAGUAUGUUUUGA